AUGGAUAUUGGCGUUAUUUAUUGGAAAAACGUCAAGUGGAUGAAAUGCGGCCUAUUUAGCAGAAAGAGCAUAUGGUGGUGUUCUUAUCCGGACUUUAAUGGAUUACACAUGGACAUGAUGAGGAAUUCUUUCCAAAAGAAGUUUGUUGAACUACUGAAUCUUUUUUCUAUAAUUUCUUCCAUAGCUAUUAACAGUUAUUUAAGCACACUUCACGAAGAUUCAUUUGCCAAUUCAGAUGAUCAGCCUAGCUCAGGAUCUGCCACUUUAGAACAGUUAGCUGCUUUAGCCACCUCGUUAAAUAAUAUUUCUAACCAUAUCCUCGAGAAAGGAUCAAACAUGAUGAACGAAGUAAAUUCAUCUCCAAAUAAUGAUGAAACAACGAUAAAGUUUACAAAUAACGCGUCAAUACAAUGUACCAAAAACAAUGAUCUACCUAAAACUAAUAAAUAUGAUAUAGAACAAUCGGCUACAAGUUCGUAUACAGUUGAUAUCAAUCCCAUUAGACAUCACCCUCAUGAACAAAUUGUUCUUCUUAGUAAUGAAAGGCUAAAUGAUUUAUUGAAAAUAGUGAGUUGUGGUACAAUGAUGAAUAAUGAUAUUUCAAUAAAAAAUGGUUCUAUCAAUUCUUCUGCUUUCCAAGGAUCACCUACAAUAAGCAAUCGCUUGUUAAAAUCUUCAGGGUAUUCAAAACUUUCAGAUGCUCAUUGUACUAAUAGCCUGUCAAAAUGCACUGCUACUCAUUGCUGUUCAUAUUAUCCAAGAGCUAAUAUCACAAUGGAACAUUCUAAUAAUGUGUAUACUCCUCCAUCUCUUCAGUAUACCUCUUGUUGUUCAACAAAUGGUAUUCCAAAUCAAAUUGUUCAUUUUUCUGUAAAUAGUAGUUCAGCUGCCUCAUCCAACAAAAAACCUGUAACUAUGGAUGAUGGUAAGUUUAAGUAUACAAAUUUUAUUUUAUAA
This is a messenger RNA of Trichobilharzia regenti, 957 nucleotides long. Lineage: Eukaryota; Metazoa; Platyhelminthes; Trematoda; Strigeidida; Schistosomatidae. The record is from the annotation of a GenBank genome assembly.